This is a messenger RNA of Lagenorhynchus albirostris (white-beaked dolphin), 3356 nucleotides long. RefSeq names its product zinc finger protein 354B-like. Gene Ontology annotation, biological process: regulation of immune system process; negative regulation of transcription by RNA polymerase II; regulation of cytokine production. The record is from RefSeq and is a predicted model, not a curated record. NCBI's taxonomy places the organism in Eukaryota, Metazoa, Chordata, Mammalia, Artiodactyla, Delphinidae.
ACUACCCGGCUCCGGACCUGCACAGGGAGUUGGGCGUUUGUCGCUGGCGUGAGCGGCGUUCUGGGCUGGGGUCGGCCCAGACAGCACCCCGGGGAGUCCCGACCCGAAGUUGCUGUUAGGCCGUGGCAGUUCCGGAGCUUCCUGCCUGUGGCCCGCGGAACACCCGAGGCCUGGGUGAGCUCCUGACUUCCUUCCUGAGGGCACAUGGCAUCAUUCUCAGGUGGUGUAAAGGUUUCAGAGCUGCUGAUUCUGAGGGGUGCAAAGCAGAAGGGCCUUCCUCCUGGCUCCGUUUUUCUUCUCUCAGAUUUGGCUUCUGGAGACUUCUCCCAUCCUAAGGGGAAACUGCCCAGAAAGAGGCAUGGCUACUGAACAGAGGGAAACAAGGUCUCAGCUGUCAGUGACGUUUGAAGAUGUGGCUGUGCUCUUUACGCGGGAUGAGUGGAGAAAGCUGGCGCCUUCACAGAGAAACUUGUACCAAGAUGUGAUGCUGGAGAACUAUAGCAACUUGGUGUCAUUGGGACUCCUAUUUUCCAAACCUGAGGUGAUCUCCCUGUUGCAGCAAGGAGAAGAUCCCUGGAAGGUAGAGAAAGAAAGCCCUGGAGGCUCCUCUGUAGGAUGUAAGAGCAGUCCUAAAACCACAAAGUCAACUCAAACUCAAGACUCAUCAUUUUGGGGGCCAGUAAGGAAAAGACUCAAAAAAAAUGAACCCUGGAACUUCAUAUCAGAAAAAUCCUGCUUAUAUGAAGACAGAAUAAAGAAACAGAAGGACAAAAAUGAAAGUUUACAAAUAAUUUCAGUUACCCAUACAAAGAUCCUCACUGUAGAAAGAAGCCAUAAAAGUAAUGACUUUGGCCAGAAUUUCAGCCUGAAAUCAGUGUUUGUUAAGCAACAAAAGACUGCUAGAGAAAAAACACCCUCAAAAUAUGAAAUACAAAGAAAUAGCUUCAGGCAGGAUUCAAAUUUACUUAACCAACCAAAAAUCAAGACAGCAGAAAAACGCUAUAAAUGUAACAUUUGUGAAAAAGCCUUCAUUCACAAUUCAUCCCUUCGUAAACAUCAGAAAAACCAUACUGGAGAGAAAUUAUUUAAAUGUAAAGAAUGUUUGAAAGCCUUCAGCCAAAGUUCAGCUCUUAUUCAACAUCAAAGAACUCAUACUGGAGAGAAACCCUAUAUAUGUAAAGAAUGUGGAAAAGCCUUCAGCCAUAGUGCAUCCCUUUGUAAACACCUAAGAACCCAUACUGUGGAAAAAUCCUAUAGAUGUAAAGAAUGUGGUAAAUCCUUCAGCAGAAGGUCUACCCUUUUUAUACAUCAAAAAAUCCACGCUCGAGAAAAUCCCCACAAAUAUAACCCAGGAAGGAAGGCAUCCAGUUGUAGCACAUCCCCUUCUGGAUGUCAGAGAAUUCAUCUCAGAAAGAAGUCCUAUUUAUGUAAUGAAUGUGGCAAUACCUUUAAGUCUAGUUCAUCUCUUCGUUAUCAUCAGAGAAUUCACACAGGAGAGAAACCUUUUAAAUGUAGUGAAUGUGGGAGAGCAUUCAGUCAGAGUGCAUCUCUUAUUCAACAUGAAAGAAUUCACACGGGAGAAAAGCCUUAUAGAUGUAAUGAAUGUGGAAAAGGUUUCACUUCUAUUUCACGACUUAAUAGACACCGAAUAAUUCAUACGGGAGAGAAACUGUAUAAUUGUAAUGAAUGUGGUAAAGCCUUAAGUUCCCACUCGACACUCAUUAUUCAUGAGCGAAUUCAUACUGGAGAGAAACCAUGUAAGUGUAAAGUGUGUGGGAAAGCCUUCAGACAAAGUUCAGCUCUCAUUCAACAUCAGAGAAUGCAUACUGGAGAAAGACCCUAUAAAUGUAAUGAGUGUGGGAAAACAUUCAGGUGUAACUCAUCCCUUAGUAAUCACCAGAGAAUUCAUACAGGAGAGAAACCGUAUCAAUGUCUGGAAUGUGGGAUAUCCUUUGGCCAAAGUGCAGCUCUUAUUCAACAUCAAAGAAUUCAUACAGGAGAAAAACCCUUUGCAUGUAGUACAUGUGGGAAAACUUUUAGGCAGAGCUCAUCACUUAUUGCGCAUCAAAGAAUUCAUACAGGAGAGAAACCCUAUGAAUGUAAUGCAUGUGGGAAACUCUUCAGCCAGAGGUCGUCCCUUACUAACCAUUAUAAAAUUCACAUUGAAGAGAACUCCUUCAAAUGUGUGGAGUGUGGGAAAACCUUCAGCCAGAGUUCAUCCCUCCUUAAGCACCAGAGGACUCAUACAGGGGAGAAACCCUAUAACUGUAAUGUAUGUGGGAAGCACUUCAUUGAACGCUCCUCGCUUACCGUACAUCAGAGAAUUCAUACUGGAGAGAAACCUUACAAAUGUAACGAAUGUGGGAAAACCUUCAGUCAGAGCAUGAAUCUUACUGUUCAUCAAAGAACUCAUACUGGAGAGAAACCAUAUCAAUGUAAAGAGUGUGGAAAAGCUUUCCGCAAGAAUUCAUCCCUUAUUCAGCACGAAAGGAUUCAUACUGGAGAGAAACCGUACAAAUGUAAUGAAUGUGGUAAAGCUUUUACCCAAAGUAUGAAUCUCACAGUGCAUCAAAGAACUCAUACAGGAGAAAAACCCUAUGAAUGUAAUGAAUGUGGAAAAGCCUUCAGUCAAAGUAUGCAUCUUACUGUACAUCAGAGAAGCCAUACUGGAGAAAAACCCUAUGAGUGUAGUGAAUGUGGAAAAGCCUUUAGUAAGAGCUCAGCUCUUACCCUGCAUCAGCGAAAUCAUACUGGAGAAAAACCCUACAAAUGUAACAAAUGUGGGAAAUCCUUUAGCCAAAGUACAUACCUUAUAGAGCAUCAGAGACUUCAUUCUGGAGUAAAACCUUUUGAAUGUAAUCAGUGUGGGAAAGCUUUCAGUAAGAAUUCAUCUCUUACUCAGCAUCGGAGAAUUCAUACUGGAGAGAAACCUUAUGAGUGUAUGAUAUGUGGGAAACAUUUCACUGGGCGAUCAUCCCUUACUGUACAUCAGGUUACUCAUACUGGAGAGAAGCCUUAUGAAUGCAGUGAAUGUGGAAAGGCCUUCAGCCAGAGCGCAUACCUUAUUGAGCAUCAAAGAAUUCAUACUGGUGAGAAGCCCUAUGAAUGCAAUCAGUGUGGAAAAGCCUUCAUUAAGAAUUCAUCCCUUAUAGUGCAUCAGAGAACUCAUACAGGAGAGAAACCCUAUCAGUGUAAUAUGUGGAAAAGCCUUCAGUCGGAGUACAAAUCUUACACGGCAUCAGAGAACUCAUACGUGAGGGAAGCUUCCAUGGGAUCCUUCACCGUGAUGAACUCUUCAGUGAUAAUCAGAUCAGUCAUGUGAUGUAGAAACCUAAUAAAUGUAACGAUUGUAGUAA